Messenger RNA from Bipolaris zeicola 26-R-13, 399 nucleotides. RefSeq lists its product as uncharacterized. The transcript has a single exon. Lineage: Eukaryota; Fungi; Ascomycota; Dothideomycetes; Pleosporales; Pleosporaceae. The coding region runs from base 1 to 399 and encodes 132 amino acids. The record is from RefSeq and is a predicted model, not a curated record.
AUGGCGGGGUUGCUCGCUAAAACAACUGGAUUGAGGUCAUGGUGGGGUGAGGGUGCCGUCAUAGCAGCCUCCAUGCGAGCCUCGCGCCCAGCGGCGAGACAAGCAGGCACGGCACCAACGGCAGGCGCGACACAGCAACCCGCUCAAGGCGGCAGGAGCACAGGGGGCGCCUUCCAUGCAUCGUAUCUGGCAGGAAAAAAAAAGGCGAUUUCGCCCCAGAGAAGCCGUCAGACAGCUGUUUCUAGUGGGUCGCAGAGCUUGCGGGAAGAUUCUGGUUGGAGGCUUGGCACGUCGAACCCGCUGGAAUUCUGUAGAAACAAGAUGUUCCAAAGCAAUACAAAAACUGCUCCGCCGCCGCCUUGGGCUGUCUCUCCAAUUCACUACUCAAAUCACAUUUGA